UUCUGAAUUCCGAAACGAAAAAAACAAUCACCCCAUCUCUUUCCCCCUCUCUUUUUUCUCUCUCAAACAAACACUCUUCGUCGUGUUCUUGUUCCAGGGAGGAAAGAGGAGUGAGCGGUAAUCAAAUCGUAAAUAAAGAAGUUUUUUUAAUAGGGGAGUGAUGGGUGAGAAACGAUUCGCUGUUCUGCUGUGCGCGGAGGAUUCAGAAUACGUGAAGAAGAAAUACGGAGGGUAUUUUGGGGUUUUUGUGAAAAUGCUAGCGGCGGAAGGAGAGAAAUGGGAUGUUUAUCGAGUGGUGGAAGGUGAGUUUCCAGAAGAAGAAGAGAUUGGAUCGUAUGAUGGAUUUGUGAUCACCGGUAGCUGCAGUGAUGCUCAUUCCAAUGAUGUUUGGAUCUGCAGACUCAUUGCCUUGUUGAAGAAACUCGACUCUUUGAAGAAAAAAGUUCUCGGAAUUUGCUUUGGACACCAGGUACUUGGUCGUUCAUUGGGGGGGAAAACUGGUCGAGCCAACAAAGGAUGGGACAUCGGUGUUAGAACCAUUCAAUUAUCAUCAUCAUCAUCAUCAUCAUCGUCAUCAAAACUCUUCUCAUCAAUCAAAAUUCCAAUUGCCCUCUCCAUCAUCGAAUGCCAUCGCGAUGAGAUUAGGGAGCUCCCCGCGAAAGCAGAGGUGAUAGCAUGGUCCGAUAAGACCGGGAUUGAGAUGUUUAGGUAUGGAGAUCAUAUGAUGGGAAUUCAAGGGCAUCCUGAAUACACAAAAGACAUUUUGUUGCACUUGAUCGACCGCCUUCUCCAGCGUAACUUCAUCAUGGAGUCUUUUGCUGAAGAGGCCAAGGCAAAAUUGGAGGAACUUGAGCCAGAUAGUGAGGCGUGGAAGAAGUUAUGCAUCAGUUUUCUCAAGGGUAAAUUAUGAUGAAUUUUAGAAACAAAAUAAAAAAAUAAAAUUAGCAAUGAAUUGUAAAUAGGAACUGUUUUUUGUUUUUGUUUUUUUAAUCUAUGGAAGAAAGGGGAAAGUUAGAUGUGACAAGCCAAGCGAAACUAUGUACUAUGAUUUGGUUUUUGUUAUAUUGAAGUCGUUAAAUUUUGGUUA
Molecule: messenger RNA, 1087 nt
Organism: Pistacia vera
Lineage: Eukaryota; Viridiplantae; Streptophyta; Magnoliopsida; Sapindales; Anacardiaceae
Product: gamma-glutamyl peptidase 5-like
Exons: 4
Coding region: 161-910 (249 amino acids)
Cellular component (GO): cytosol
Source: RefSeq, a predicted model, not a curated record